Aspergillus neoniger CBS 115656 is the source of this 927-nucleotide messenger RNA. RefSeq names its product DUF5572 domain-containing protein. The transcript has 2 exons. The coding region runs from base 265 to 747 and encodes 160 amino acids. Lineage: Eukaryota; Fungi; Ascomycota; Eurotiomycetes; Eurotiales; Aspergillaceae. The record is from RefSeq and is a predicted model, not a curated record.
CUUCAAUCUACGUGGACCUCGGUUAAUCUUGGGCCCGAGCACCCUUACAACGGACUUAACCACUGGCAUCAUUCACGAGGAGAGUGGACAACCGAGAAACAGCAACGGAUUGCAAAGUAGAAGCGGUCGCUCUGUCUCAAAGUCACCGAGAGAAUCUGCGCUUUCGCUUCGAGUGCCCAAGGCCGCGCAACAUAUUCUUAAAAGCUACGUGAGCCCUCAAAUAAGCCCAUCGGGUAGUUUGAGCCUGCAGCAGUUUGUCACGAGAUGGCGCAGCUUCAGCCCUCGGAGAUUGAGCUAUUUGGAAGAUUGAGCUCAUAUCCCUUCAGCACGGAUCGUGAAUUUGCAGUUGGGCUUUCCAUCAUCCUAGGCCACCCGGAAUCACCUGCGUCGGAAGAGGAAAUCAAUCGCAAUGAUGACCUUACCCUACAAGCUAAAUGCUUCUACUUCUCAAGGAAAGAAAAGCUCAUGCCCCCACUCGAGUUCUCAACAUACAAAGCAUGGAUAGAAUCAGCAUCAAAAUCCAAGUCCGCCGACCUUUCAUCACCAAGCCCAACAGUGAACGUUCCAAAUUCUAAAGAGGAGCCUGCAUAUCCUUCAUCCUUCGCUCAUAUAGUGGAACUCAUCACAACCGGUCAACCCAUUCCUGGAAUCCAGCAAAUUCCAGACACCGUCUUGACAGGCCAUGACACUCCAAGCGAGAAGUCAGAAAGGCGGAAACCAUGGGAAAAAGGAACAGCUAGUCAAUGACGGGAUUUUAGCUGCUCAGCGUUACACCAAGUGACUGCAAUCGCCCGGGAUCUGGGGAUCUACGUUCUCAAUUAGUGGGCACUGGAGAAGUCCAGGGUUGUGGUCAGCAUGCAAAUAUUAUUAUUCCUGCAAGCCGCAGAGUUGUGAAGGAUAACAAGCAUCGGACAAAUGAGUGGUUGG